Molecule: messenger RNA, 584 nt
Organism: Monodelphis domestica (gray short-tailed opossum)
Lineage: Eukaryota; Metazoa; Chordata; Mammalia; Didelphimorphia; Didelphidae
Gene: APOC2
Product: apolipoprotein C2
Biological process (GO): lipid metabolic process; positive regulation of phospholipase activity; lipid transport
Cellular component (GO): chylomicron
Molecular function (GO): phospholipase activator activity; phospholipase binding
Source: RefSeq, a predicted model, not a curated record
CCAACUCCGACAAAGCUCUGUUGUGUUGGCCUGGACUUUGAGCCAUUCUUGGGGGUGGUAGGGAGGGGGGAACAGGAGGCUGGCUACCUAUAAAGGGACUGACCCUUGUACUGGGCUGAUGAGCAGACACACAUCUGGGGCUUCAGUUCUUCCUGCCAUCAUGGGUGCCAAGAGCCUCCCAGUCCUUACCUUCUGCCUGCUGCUGGUGCUGCUGCUGGGCUCAGCAGCCCAGGCUGCCAGGCCCCGAUUUCGACGGGAAGAAAGCCCUACCAUGCUGAGUAAGUUCCAGAGCCAACUCUAUGGCUACUGGGAGUCUGCCAAAGCGAAAGCCCAUCAAAUCUAUGAGAAAGUGCAGAUACCUGCAAUGGAUCAGAAUAUCAGGCAUGCCUAUAACAAAGGCUCCGAGGCCAUGACCACAUACACUGGGAUUCUGACAGAUCAGAUCAUUCACCUGCUCAAGGGGGACCAGUGAAGAACCGAUGCUGGGUCCCACUGCUCUCCUCUGUCUUUCCCCCAACCCAGGUAGCUCCAGCCUGAGGCAUCACUCCCAAACUUUCCCCUAAUAAAACUGUCUACAAAAGAGA